AUGACUGCAGCUGAUUUAGUUAGGUUAUUAGAUGCCACUCAGACUUCGAACGAAAGGUUAAAAACAGCUAUGGUCGAUUAUGUUCGAGCAGACACCAAGGUAGUGUCUAGUCUCCAUAUACUUAAUUUUUUCCAAAAAUUGUUUUUAGAAACUGGCUCCUUGAAAGCUGUGAGUCAAACUAUAUUAUCCGCUGAACCGGGAAACUCAACUUCUUUAAUAAAGCAAGUUUCUGCAACGACUUCAGCAUUUCAAAACAUUUCAUCUACUUUACAUUUUCUAGGAACAUUGACUCAAACAUGGAUCUUGAAUUGGAGACGAAUGAAAAAAGUCAGCGAAAUUUUAAUGAAUGAACAAAAUAUCCAAGAUGAAGCAAAAAAGGAACUUGUAAUAAAUCGAGGGUCCAUUAGAUUCAAUAAUCUUUUUUUCAAGUAUCCGGGUUCAACUGAUUAUGUCAUUAAAAAUUUCAAUUUAUUCAUUCCAGGAAAAGCAAAGAUUGGUAUUACUGGAACUAACGGAGCUGGAAAGACUUCUUUGCUAAAACUCUUAAUGCGAUUAUACAAUGCUGAAAAAGGAGAAAUAUUAGUUUGUGGUCAAAAUAUCAGUGAUGUCUCUAUCAACAGCUUGCGAAGUAAAAUCGCUGUUAUACCUCAGCAAGCAUAUUUGUUUAACGGAUCUUUACGCGAAAACUUGCUUUUUGGCAAUAACGAAGCUGCAAUAACUGAUAAUGAUAUUGAUAAAGUUGUCAACUCACUAGAGUUGCAGUCGUUAGUGAAGAAAAUAGGCGGUUAUAACGCCAUAAUUGAAGAAAAUGGUUCUAACUUGUCUGGAGGUGAAAAACAAUUACUGUCAAUUAUCAGAUGUGCGCUUAAAAACCCUUCGAUUGUGUUAAUUGACGAGGUAACCACUUUUCUUGAUAAAAUCAACGAAAAUAAAGUAUUAGAAGUAGUUAAAAAGUUUUGUGAAGAUAAAACCAUGAUUGUAGUCACUCAUGAACCGUAUUUAUUAAAAGACUUAGAUGAAGUGAUCAUCCUCGACAAAGGUUUAAUUGUAGAGCGUGGCUCGUUUGAUGAGCUAGAGAAAAACGGUUUGAUAUUUAAAAAUUUGUUUGACUAUGUUGAAAACACAAAACCUAAACCACUACAAAAUAAAGAUAUUGCGAUGCAUUGCUCAAGCGGAGAUUCAUGUUGCAGUGCUUAG
Molecule: messenger RNA, 1197 nt
Organism: Dermatophagoides pteronyssinus (European house dust mite)
Lineage: Eukaryota; Metazoa; Arthropoda; Arachnida; Sarcoptiformes; Pyroglyphidae
Product: ABC transporter B family member 6-like
Source: RefSeq, a predicted model, not a curated record